Molecule: messenger RNA, 3521 nt
Organism: Gracilinanus agilis (Agile Gracile Mouse Opossum)
Lineage: Eukaryota; Metazoa; Chordata; Mammalia; Didelphimorphia; Didelphidae
Gene: DIAPH2
Product: diaphanous related formin 2
Exons: 28
Coding region: 1-2967 (988 amino acids)
Biological process (GO): actin cytoskeleton organization; actin filament polymerization
Cellular component (GO): cytoplasm; actin filament
Molecular function (GO): small GTPase binding; microtubule binding; actin binding
Source: RefSeq, a predicted model, not a curated record
AUGAGGGAAGAAGUAGCCAGUAACCUGGCAGAGACCCAUUCCACCACUGUGAGAGGGAUUAAGGGAAGCAACCUCAGAGGUGUUGCUACAUUGUGUGUGCAGAAGCAUGAUGCUGAAAUGGCUACAAAGAGGCCUGGUUGUGGGCAAUGUAAAGUGGUAGUUGACCCAUUAGAGAACAUUCAAAUAAAAACUUUGGCUGAUGAUGUGCGAGACCGAAUUACAAGUUUUAGAAAAUCUGCUGUCAAGAAAGAGAAACCUCUCAUUCAACACCCUAUUGACUCUCAAGUUGCCAUGACCGAGUUUCCAGCUGCACAACCUUUAUAUGAGGAACGAUCCCUGAAUUUGACUGAAAAGGAAGUGCUGGAUCUUUUCGAGAAAAUGAUGGAAGACAUGAAUCUAAAUGAAGAACGAAAAGCUCCCCUGCGAGAUAAAGAUUUCGGCACAAAGCAUGAAAUGGUUGUCCAGUACAUUUCUGCCACCGCCAAAUCGAUAGUUGGAAGUAAAGUUAUGGGAGGACUGAAAAAUAGCAAGCAUGAAUGUACCUUAUCUUCCCAAGAAUAUGUGCAUGAAUUACGGUCUGGCAUCUCAGAAGAGAAACUUCUUAACUGCCUAGAGUCUCUGAGGGUGUCCUUAACCAGCAAUCCUGUCAGUUGGGUUAACAACUUUGGUCAUGAAGGUCUUGGUGUCUUGUUGGAUCUAUUAGAGAAGCUUCUCGAUAAGAAACAGCAAGAAAUUAUUGACAAGAAGAAUCAGUAUAAACUUAUUCAAUGCCUGAAAGCUUUUAUGAAUAACAAGUUUGGGUUGCAAAGAAUUUUAGGUGAUGAAAGAAGCCUGUUACUGCUAGCAAGAGCAAUUGACCCCAGACAGCCCAGUAUGAUGACUGAGAUAGUCAAAAUACUUUCUGCUAUUUGCAUUGUUGGAGAAGAUAAUAUUCUAGACAAACUUUUAGGAGCUAUCACUACAGCAGCGGAAAGAAACAGUAAGGAACGAUUUUCACCAAUUGUAGAAGGACUGGAAAACCAUGAAGCCUUGCAGUUGCAGGUUGCCUGCAUGCAAUUUAUAAAUGCCCUUGUUACCUCUCCUUAUGAACUUGAUUUUCGGAUACAUUUAAGAAAUGAGUUUCUCCGUUCUGGACUUAAGAAAAUGUUACCGGGUCUGAAAGAAAAAGACAAUGAUGAACUUGAUAUCCAGUUGAGAGUAUUUGAUGAGAACAAAGAUGACGACUUAAAUGAAUUAUCACAUCGCCUCAAUGACAUUCGAGCAGAAAUGGAUGAUAUGAAUGAAGUCUAUCAUCUUCUUUAUAACAUGCUGAAGGAUACUUCUUCUGAAAAUUACUUGCUGUCCAUUCUACAACAUUUCUUGCUCAUCAGGAAUGAUUAUUAUGUCAGGCCACAAUAUUAUAAGAUCAUUGAAGAAUGUGUUUCACAGAUAGUGCUCCAUGUUAGCGGCAUGGACCCAGACUUCAAAUAUCGACAGAGAUUAGAUGUUGACUUUACUCACCUAAUAGAUGCAUGUGUAGACAAAGCUAAAGUAGAAGAAAGUGAACAAAAGGCAGCGGAAUUUUCCAAAAAGUUUGAUGAGGAGUUCACGGCACGACAGGAGGCCCAGGCUGAACUUCAGCGCCGAGAGGAAAAAAUACAGGAACUCGAAACUGAACUCCAGCAGCUCCGAACUCAGAUCGAUUUUUCUUCUCCUGUAGAAGGAGACAUGGUAAACAUUAAAAAGAACAUUGAUGUCUCAGAGGAAAAGAAAGCUGCUCCCAAGAAGAAAGUUAAAGAACUGAGAAUUUUGGAUGGAAAAACUGCUCAGAAUCUGUCUAUCUUCCUGGGUUCUUAUCGCAUGCCUUAUGAAGAUAUAAAAAACAUCAUUCUGGAAGUAAACGAAGACAUGUUGAGUGAGUCCUUAAUUCACAACCUGGUAAAGAAUCUUCCUGAGCAAAAGGAACUUAGUGCCUUAGCCCAACUGAAGAAUGAAUAUGAUGACCUCUGUGAACCUGAACAAUUUGGAGUUGUGAUGAGCUCGGUGAAAAUGUUAAGACCUCGGCUCCAUAGCAUCCUUUUCAAGCUCACGUUUGAAGAACAUGUAAACAACAUCAAACCCGGCAUCAUGGCAGUAACUCUAGCCUGUGAAGAGACGAAAAAAAGCGAAAGCUUUAAUCGACUUUUAGAGCUGGUCCUCCUGGUUGGCAACUACAUGAACUCGGGCUCUCGAAAUGCCCAGUCGCUGGGUUUCAACAUCAACUUUCUUUGCAAGAUCAGAGAUACUAAAUCAUCAGAUCAAAAAACCACGCUUUUACAUUUUCUUGCUGAAAUUUGUGAGGAAAAAUACCGAGACAUCCUUAAAUUCCCAGAUGAAUUGGCGAACGUUGAAAGUGCAAGCAAGGUUUCAGCUCAGACUCUUAAGAGCAACCUCGAUGCAAUGGAACAACAGAUUGCUCGCCUGGAAAGUGACAUCACAAAAUUCCCCAAGACGGAAGACAAACACGACAAGUUUGUGGAAAAGAUGACCAGCUUUGCAAAGAGUGCCAGAGACCAGUAUGAAAAGCUGCUCACCAUGCACAACAACAUGACAAAACUCUAUGACAAUCUUGGCGAGUAUUUCAUUUUUGACACCAAAAUCGUGGCAAUCGACGAGUUUUUUGGUGAUCUCAGCAGCUUCCGCACCUUGUUCCUGGAAGCAGUGAAGGAAAAUAACAAGAGAAGAGAAAUGGAGGAGAAAAGCAAGCGAGCCAAGCUUGCCAAAGAGAAAGCUGAGCUAGAAAAGCUUGAACGACAGAAGAAGAAGAAGCAGCUGAUGGAGAUGAACAAAGAGGGUGAGACAGGUGUGAUGGAUAAUCUGCUGGAGGCCCUCCAGUCAGGUGCAGCCUUCCGAGAUCGACGAAAGCGGAUACCGAGAAAUCCAGAUAACAGACGAGCACCUUUGGAAAGGUCACGUUCCCGCCACAAUGGAGCCAUCCCAUCUGCAUGAACCCGGAGGCCGAAGACCUCAGAGAAUGGCGUUGGAAGCCAAGAGGCAUUUUGAGCAGAGUGCAGCAUGGACUCGUGUGACAAAGAAGAAAGUAAAUCAAAUCCAAGUUCUGUGUCUCUGUAAAUCUACUGCUAAACCCCAAAGCCCCAUGAUUGUACUAAUAGGAACACAAUUACCAGAGUCAGCAGCGGGGGUAUUGAGUGUAAGGACUUGCAUUGAUUGUGUAUUCUCAGGUGGUCUGCUGAGGAGGGACAGGUGAGGAAAGGAAGAAACCCUGUAGGCACUGGAUAGAGAAGAAGAAAAUAGAAACUGAUUCCAAACUGCAGUGAUGAAGUAGAUGAGGUCCCAGUGAAGAAGCAGUCCAUUGCUGUUCCUAGAGGAACAAAACUGUGCCUAUUCAUGAAGACUGAGAACACAGCUUAAGAGAGAAGCCAGCCACCUUAGCACUUGCACAACUCAAGUUCCUUAGGCUCUGGUCCCCAGGGAAAUCGAAUGGAUUCAUGUGCUUUUGCUGAAAUUAAACUGUUCAUCAAUCUAGAGUUUGUUACUUCUUA